This is a messenger RNA of Raphanus sativus (radish), 713 nucleotides long. RefSeq names its product probable WRKY transcription factor 24. NCBI's taxonomy places the organism in Eukaryota, Viridiplantae, Streptophyta, Magnoliopsida, Brassicales, Brassicaceae. The transcript has 2 exons. Gene Ontology annotation, molecular function: DNA-binding transcription factor activity; sequence-specific DNA binding. The coding region runs from base 31 to 561 and encodes 176 amino acids. The record is from RefSeq and is a predicted model, not a curated record. Gene Ontology annotation, biological process: regulation of DNA-templated transcription.
UGAGGAAGAAAAAGACUUAUAGAGUACAAUAUGGAUAUACAAGACAUAAAUCCUCCUACCUUAAGCCUAGAUGUCGAAAACAGCGACAACACCUUCUCUUCUUUUGUUGAUGAAACCCUAAUGAUGAUGCCUCCGUUAGCACUUCCUGGAGAAUUAGAGCCUUCUUCAUCUUCUUGGUGUCCAACGAGUUUUCAUGUGCCUACGCAGCCCCCUGAGAAUGAUCAAAUCGGAGGUCAAGGGAAGAAGAAAGAUAAGAGAUCGAGGAAAGUUCCAAGGAUUGAAUUUCAUACGAGGAGUGAUGAUGAUGUUCUUGAUGAUGGUUAUCGUUGGCGAAAGUAUGGUCAGAAAUCUGUCAAGAAUAAUGGUCAUCCAAGGAGCUAUUACAGAUGUACGUACCACACAUGCAAUGUGAAGAAACAAGUGCAAAGAUCAGCAAAAGAUCCGAAAAUCAUCGUAACGACUUACGAAGGCAUUCAUAACCAUCCUUGUGAGAAACUCAUGGAGACUCUUAAUCCUCUCAUCAGACAACUCCAGUUCCUGUCCAGCUUUUCUAAUCUUUGAUCAAUUAUGUCAGUCUAAUACUGUUGUAGAGCUGAUUAUGGUUCUAAUCACACCCACUACCCACAUCUCCCAAAGAGAAAAGUGUAUAGAACAAAACAAAAAUGUUACAGUUAAUGAUUGUUUUGUUUAAUCUUAGAUUUAUUUGUCUGCCC